This is a messenger RNA of Capsicum annuum, 2108 nucleotides long. Its product is annotated as UDP-glucuronate 4-epimerase 6. The record is from RefSeq and is a predicted model, not a curated record. The coding region runs from base 473 to 1828 and encodes 451 amino acids. The transcript has a single exon. Lineage: Eukaryota; Viridiplantae; Streptophyta; Magnoliopsida; Solanales; Solanaceae.
CAAUUCACAUCAUUCUCUUACUUUAUUUUUCAUUUAUUUUCAUUCCAUUAUUUUAUAAACAAUAAAAGAAAUGUAAAAUUAUAGAAUACUAAAAAAAGAAAGUGGUCUCCAACCAACUACAACUCAAAACUUCUCUCCCUCUCUUUGGUCCACCACUCUUAUUUCUCCCUUUCUUUCACACACACACACACACACACACACACACACACACACACACACACACCAAUCCUUCUUUCUUUCUUCCUUUAUAAACCAUCUCUUCUUUCCCUUCUUCCCCUCAGGGGCUUGCUCAAUCCAAAGCACUCCCCAUUCCCACAUUUCCCAACAAUAACCUCUCAACACCUUCAAUUUCACUUCACCCCUCUUACCAUAUUCGACAAAUAUCACAUACUCAUAUUGUAAUUGUGCACGUAUAUCAAAAGCCAAAAGCUAAGUGUGAAAUUAUAUAUAUUGUGUGUAGUAUCCUUUACCAAUGGCAUCGCCACCCGACACUAGCAAAACCACAAAGCUAGAGCGUUACAACAGCUAUAUUCGAAGAGUGAAUAGCACAAAACUCAUAGCGGCAUCAUCAAAACUCUUAUUUCGUGUCACUUUAUUAGUGGCACUCUUACUUAUUUUCUUCUUCACUAUAAAUUACCCUCCAUUAACUCCAGAAAAAAAUCCCCAUAAUUCCAUGAACAACAUUCACACCACUACUCAUAACCUUCUCUCUUCCGCCAUAUACGGCGGUGGGGCAUCGUGGGAGAAACAAGUACGUCACUCCUCCACGCCCCACCGCCCUAACGGCCUCUCCGUCCUCGUGACGGGGGCAGCAGGUUUCGUUGGUUCUCAUUGCUCUUUAGCAUUGAAGAAACGCGGCGACGGCGUUCUUGGUCUGGACAAUUUCAAUUCUUACUACGAUCCAUCGCUCAAGCGCGCUCGUCAAAAUCAGCUGUCGAAACAUCAAAUUUUCAUAGUCGAAGGCGACAUCAAUGACUCUGAGCUUCUUCAGAAGCUCUUCGACAUCGUUCCCUUCACUCACAUCCUUCAUUUAGCUGCACAGGCAGGCGUACGCUACGCUAUGCAGAAUCCACUCUCCUACGUUAACUCAAACGUAGCAGGAUUCGUCAAUCUUCUGGAAGUUGCUAAAUCUGCAGAUCCACAACCAGCCAUUGUCUGGGCCUCUUCUAGCUCCGUAUACGGUUUGAAUACAAAAGUUCCUUUCUCUGAAGAAGACGUAACUGAUAAACCUGCAAGUUUAUACGCUGCAACGAAGAAAGCAGGAGAGGCAAUUGCACAUACGUAUAACCAUAUAUACGGACUUUCAUUAACAGGUUUGCGUUUCUUCACUGUCUACGGACCUUGGGGAAGACCAGACAUGGCGUACUUUUUUUUCACCAAGGACAUGAUUCAAGGAAAAUCAAUAAACAUUUACGUUUCUCAAAAUGAUAAAGAGGUGGCGCGUGACUUCACGUACAUAGAUGAUAUAGUAAAAGGCUGCGUCGGCGCGUUGGACACGGCGGAGAAGAGCACCGGAAGCGGCGGAAAGAAAAAAGGUCCGGCCCAAUUAAGAGUGUAUAAUUUGGGGAACACGUCACCAGUGUCGGUGAAGAAGUUAGUGGCAAUUUUGGAAAAUUUGUUGAACAUUAAGGCUAAAAAGAAUGUUAUUAAAAUGCCACGAAACGGCGACGUUCCGUUUACACAUGCUAAUGUGAGUUUGGCAUUGAGGGAUUUUGGGUAUAAGCCUACAACUGAUUUGUCAAGUGGAUUGAGGAAAUUUGUUAAGUGGUAUGUGAGUUAUUAUGGGAUUCAAUCAAGGGUAAAAAAGGAAAAUGAAAGUGAGAAGUGAAAAGACUAGUUUACCCUUGGUUCAAUUUUUUUGUCUUUUUGGUCUGGAUGUAUUUUGGAUGAAAUUAUGCUACUUUACUUGUUUAUUUUUAGUAUAGGAUUAAUAGAAUUUUAUAUUCUUGUAAAAAUAAGAAAAUCAGAGAAGGGUGGAAAGGGCAAGUGUAGAUCUAUGAAAGUGGGGUUUAUAAUAAUGUAAUUUUUAAGGUAUUAUUGGAGGUAGGAUUUAUCAAAAUCACAAAUUGUAAUAUUUUGGAACAACAAUGAUGUUUACAUCAAGAUUA